Molecule: messenger RNA, 3060 nt
Organism: Octodon degus (degu)
Lineage: Eukaryota; Metazoa; Chordata; Mammalia; Rodentia; Octodontidae
Gene: Hnrnpu
Product: heterogeneous nuclear ribonucleoprotein U
Exons: 11
Coding region: 234-1979 (581 amino acids)
Biological process (GO): positive regulation of attachment of mitotic spindle microtubules to kinetochore; negative regulation of transcription by RNA polymerase II; regulation of alternative mRNA splicing, via spliceosome
Cellular component (GO): mitotic spindle midzone; mitotic spindle microtubule; membrane
Molecular function (GO): transcription corepressor activity; promoter-specific chromatin binding; snRNA binding
Source: RefSeq, a predicted model, not a curated record
CGCCCCUGCGAGAGGACGUUGCGUGCUCGCUCGCGCCAGGCGAGUCUCCGCGUCUCCCUCGCGAACUCGGUGAAAAGGAAUUGGCGCCGUUCGACACCAGGCGGGUCCGCUCUGCAGCACGCAGCCAUAUCCAGCCGCAGCUACCGCCCGGGCCAACGAGCAGCCGCCACCAGUGGCCGACGGAGGGGAGCCGAGGUUGAGCCAGCACCCAGCAGUGAAUUGGGGCCCUCACCAUGAGUUCCUCGCCUGUUAAUGUAAAAAAGCUGAAGGUGUCGGAGCUGAAAGAGGAGCUCAAGAAGAGGCGCCUGUCCGAUAAAGGCCUCAAGGCCGAGCUCAUGGAUCGACUCCAGGCCGCGCUGGACGACGAGGAGGCCGGGGGCCGCCCCGCAAUGGAGCCCGGGAACGGCAGCCUCGACCUGGGCGGGGAUUCCGCCGGGCGCUCGAGCGCAGGCCUCGAGCAGGAGGCCGCGGCCGGCGGCGACGAGGAGGAGGAAGAGGAGGAGGAAGGCAUCGCCGCGCUAGAUGGCGACCAGAUGGAGCUAGGAGAGGAGAACGGGGCCGCGGGGGCGGCCGACGCGGGCCCGAUGGAAGAGGAGGAGGCCGCGUCGGAGGACGAGAACGGCGACGAUCAGGGCUUCCAGGAAGGAGAGGACGAGCUCGGCGAGGAGGAGGAGGGCGCGGGCGACGAGAAUGGGCACGGAGAGCAGCAGGCUCAACCGCCGGCGACGCCGCAGCCCCAGCCCCCCCAGCAGCGCGGGGCCGCCAAGGAGGCCGCGGGGAAGAGCGGCGGCCCCACCUCGCUCUUCGCGGUGACCGUAGCUCCGCCCGGGGCGAGGCAGGGCCAGCAGCAGGCGGGAGGUAAGAAGAAGGCGGAAGGCGGCGGAGGCGGCGGUCGCCCCGGGGCUCCGGCGGCGGGAGAUGGCAAAACAGAGCAGAAAGGCGGAGAUAAAAAGAGAGGGGUAAAAAGACCUCGAGAAGAUCAUGGCCGAGGAUAUUUUGAGUACAUCGAAGAGAACAAGUACAGCAGAGCCAAAUCUCCUCAGCCACCUGUUGAAGAAGAAGAUGAGCACUUCGAUGAUACGGUGGUUUGUCUUGAUACUUAUAAUUGUGAUCUACAUUUUAAAAUCUCAAGAGAUCGCCUCAGUGCUUCUUCCCUCACUAUGGAGAGCUUUGCUUUUCUUUGGGCUGGAGGAAGAGCCUCUUACGGUGUGUCAAAAGGCAAAGUCUGUUUUGAGAUGAAGGUUACAGAGAAGAUCCCAGUAAGGCAUUUAUACACAAAAGAUAUUGACAUACAUGAAGUUCGGAUUGGAUGGUCACUAACCACAAGUGGAAUGUUGCUUGGUGAAGAAGAAUUUUCUUAUGGCUAUUCUCUAAAAGGAAUAAAAACAUGCAACUGUGAGACAGAAGAUUAUGGAGAAAAGUUUGAUGAAAACGAUGUGAUUACUUGUUUUGUUGUGAUGAUGAUUGGCUUGCCAGGUGCUGGGAAAACUACUUGGGUUACUAAACAUGCAGCUGAAAAUCCUGGUAAAUACAACAUUCUUGGAACAAAUACCAUUAUGGAUAAAAUGAUGGUUGCAGGUUUUAAGAAGCAAAUGGCAGAUACUGGAAAGCUGAACACACUAUUGCAGCGAGCCCCACAGUGUCUUGGGAAGUUUAUUGAGAUUGCUGCUCCUGGUAACCGUGGUGGUUAUAAUCGGAGGGGCAACAUGCCCCAGAGAGGUGGCGGUGGUGGUGGGAGUGGUGGCAUCGGUUAUCCGUACCCUCGUGGUCCUGUUUUUCCUGGCCGAGGAGGCUAUUCAAACAGAGGGAACUACAACAGAGGUGGAAUGCCUAACAGAGGAAACUAUAACCAGAACUUCAGAGGACGAGGAAACAAUCGUGGCUACAAAAAUCAAUCUCAGGGCUACAACCAGUGGCAGCAGGGUCAAUUCUGGGGUCAGAAGCCAUGGAGUCAGCAUUAUCACCAAGGAUAUUAUUGAAUACCCAAAUAAAACGAACUGAUACAUAUUUCUCCAAAACCUUCACAAGAAGUCGACUGUUUUCUUUAGUAGGCUAACUUUUUAAACAUUCCACAAGAGGAAGUGCCUGCGGGUUCCUUUUUUAGAAGCUUUGUGGGUUGAUUUUUUUUUUUCUUUUCUUUUUUGUACAUUUUUAAUUGCAGUUUUAAAGUGAAUCGUAAGAGAACCUCAGCAUUGUGCACGAUAAGAGAAUGUGUCAGUAUUUCAGGGUUCUACAUUUUAUCUGUAAAAUGUGACUUUUUUUUUAUCACAACAAAAGUAAAAUGUUGCUUUGUACCUGGUGUCUUUUAUUAAGAAUUUACUCCCCCCGUUUCUCACAGAGAAUAACAGUCGGGAGUCAUUGUCACAAUAUAAUAGAAAUGUUAGCAACCAGAUUCAUGAAAGGACUAAGUGGUCCUCAUGAAUUGCAUAAGACUCUGUACUGCUCAUAUUACACUCCAUCCUCUCUGUAGUUUUUUGUUUUUUUGUUUUUUUUGUUUUUGGGGUAGUGGCGGGGGUCAGCUAAGUAGUAAUCUCUGACAAAAUCUGGGAAGGCUACUUCUGUAUAACAACGGAAUUGGCAUAAUUGGUGAUGAAGAUAAAACUUGGAACCGAAAUGGAGAAGAUGGAGUGUAUGUAGAAGGGCUGUUAAAAAUGUAAAACUUGGUUGCAUUAUUUGUGGAGGCUCAUACUUGUGAAGGUUAAAUACCAUAAUUUUUCCAUUUGUUCUGCAUUUUGAUUCUGAAAAGAAAGCUGGCUUUGCCCAUUUCUUAUUAAAAAACUUGUUGUAAAUCCAGUUGUCUAAUGGGAUCUAUAUGAAGUUAGCUAUGUCUGUAUGCCCUUCUCCCACAAAAUACUGUAUAACUAGUGUGCUUGUAGUAGUUAACUCCACCAUCUUUGUAAGCUAAUGAAAUUGUGAGUCACCCAUUUAUAUCUUAAUUUUUAAUCAUGUCAGUUCUUGAAUGGGUAUCUCCUUAGCCUGCUGAUUUCCUUUUUCUUUCUAAAGAAAGUGGGUGGAGAAAUUAAUUUAGACGUUUGUUUGCAAUAAAAAGAAUUCAUUUUA